AUGGCGAAACCAUCACCACGCAAAGUGCAUCGUCGCAAAAAGGUGGUGCACCGUCGAAAGCGCAGAGUGGACAAACCAAAAAGAACCCCCAGCACUGUCGGCAACCGUAGCUCCGAUGGUAACCAAGCGGGGCAUGAUGGGAAGAAGUCGACCGGGAAUCGCCUUCCUCCAUCUGAAAACCCACAAGAAGAACAAAAUGUCUUUGAGAAUACCAAAAUGCCCGCGGGAUAUUGUUUCGUGCCCAAAGGGGAUGUGUACAUCACACGACAAUGCCGGCUCAAGACAAAAGCAUCCGAUCGGAUCGUUUACAAAAUCUACAACAAAACGGGUAAACGAUCGCUUGGCAUCAGAGUCCCUUUGGAUGUCUACCAGGAAGUUCUCAACUUGUCAAAGCAAACCGAAGAGUCUCGUGCGGUUGCCAUGAAAGCCCGUGAUGCCAAAUUCCUCGAUCAAGGCCGGCAACUUCUAAAAGAACAGUUUCCAUUCAUGCCGGAAGAGACUCUCGACACUAUCCUUGAACACGCUUUUUGCAAAGGUUCCGGUCGGGUGGGCCGCACCGGCACCAUCUCUGACAGCCACAAGGCUCAAUUGGCCGUGGAGGCUCAUGUACGCCAUGAGUAUACGCCAUAUGAACAAUUGCUGGCAGGGGGCAUGGAACGCCCGGCAGCCCGCAAGAAAGUCUGGGAUACGGUGCAAGCCGUUCGGAGGGCAUGGGAAGGGAAGGAGUCGAAGAAUACCCUUGCCUGGCUGGUCAGGGGCCUCUCCUUACUCCAGAAUGAUCUGAACCGUCGCCAAGCGGCUGCACGUGGGGAAGACCGGCCGCGAUAUUUGUAUCAGUCUUCUUUUCGAAACAAGCCCGACUUGGCUUUGGAGGAGCAGUUGUCUCGCGCAUUUCAGGAAAUCGAGCGCCAGCAAUUAUCACGACAUGAUGAGGAGGAUGGUCCGCACACGAUAUGGCAGAUCAUGCUGGGCCAGAGUUUAGAUACCUUUAUGAGAGGGGACGAUUCUCUCAAGUUUGAGGAAAGGAAUUCAGAAUGGAAGUACAAGCUUGUCACAACCGAAUGGGCGGAAGAAUUCGUCACGAUUACUCUGGGCUCUAUCCCGGGCCUGGCUCGUCUUUUUCAUUCGUACCCCCACCACGUUCUGCGCGCAGAUCUCCUGCGAUAUUUGAUCCUCUGGUACUAUGGCGGCUACUAUGCCGAUACCGACGUGUUUCCCGCCAAAUCCAUCAACGACUGUCCAUCACUCCAGCAAUCAGUCUUUCAAACCGACACGCCGAAUGUUUCACUAGUGGUGGGGAUCGAAAUCGAUGAGCCAUUCGCCUCGCCACAGAAAAUGCACGACUGGCAUUGGGUACGCAGUUACGGCUUCAUCCAAUACACCUUGUAUGCCCCACGCCGAUUCAGCCCGCUCUUACGCGAGAUCAUCGUGCGAGUUCUGUCUCACACCAAACGCCAUGUCGAUGAGAGUUCCUUCCUGUGGGGUGCCAAAUACAAUGAACUCACGACCCUUGAAAUCACCGGUCCCGGGGUAUUUACCGACACAAUCUUAGACGUCCUGUCAAAGACAUUACCGGAGAACCACCCAGUAAUCCUGAAUUCACUUCAAGCAGAUGAAGGCCUGGGAGAUCUUGUGCCGCCAUUCUCCACCAUCCCCCAGGCGCGGGUGACGUGGGCUCCAUUCCACCGGAUCACCUCGCCGCUUUGCAUCGAUGGCUCCGAAGCCAAGCCGGGCAAGAGCUUUGGAGGUGUUUGCGUUCUGCCCAUCAACGCAUGGGGAAACGGACAAAGACACAGUGGAGCGGAGAAUUUCCUUAGUGCUCAUGCUUGCAUCAACCAUCGGUUUGGCGGGACAUGGAAGCCUUGGAGGACCAGCUGGAAAAAAUACCUUUUUGGAAAGUGA
Messenger RNA from Penicillium oxalicum, 1902 nucleotides. RefSeq lists its product as uncharacterized. The coding region runs from base 1 to 1902 and encodes 633 amino acids. Gene Ontology annotation, molecular function: alpha-1,6-mannosyltransferase activity. Gene Ontology annotation, cellular component: mannan polymerase complex. The record is from RefSeq and is a predicted model, not a curated record. Gene Ontology annotation, biological process: protein N-linked glycosylation. Lineage: Eukaryota; Fungi; Ascomycota; Eurotiomycetes; Eurotiales; Aspergillaceae. The transcript has 5 exons.